Messenger RNA from Helianthus annuus (common sunflower), 612 nucleotides. RefSeq names its product major centromere autoantigen B-like. The transcript is spliced from 2 exons. The coding region runs from base 1 to 612 and encodes 203 amino acids. NCBI's taxonomy places the organism in Eukaryota, Viridiplantae, Streptophyta, Magnoliopsida, Asterales, Asteraceae. The record is from RefSeq and is a predicted model, not a curated record.
AUGGUGAUGUAUGCUUGUAUCAUAAUGCAUAAUAUGAUUUUAGAAGACGAAGGAAAAGAAAUCUUCCAAAACUAUUUUCCGGAAGAUGUUGUUAAAGGAACGCAAGCAACAAUGGAGGAGAGAAUCUUAAAUGGCCAACUAUUGCGUUCUAGGGAGUUACACAACGCGUUAAAGGCGGAUUUAGUCGAUCAUGCUUGGGCUAUUCGCCCCAUUAGAAACGACGGCGAUGACCAAGAGGACUUCGAAGAAGAAGAAGAAGAAGAAGAAGAAGAAGAAGAGGAAGAUUUCAAAGUUGGAGCCUUUGAAAACAAAGGUUUGGAUGAAGGAGAUAACGGAGAAGAAGAAGGCAAAAACGACGAUGAAGACAUGAAAGCAAGCAACAAUGGAGGAGAGAAUCUUAAACGGCCAACUAUUGCAUUCCAGGGUGUUACACACGCGUUAAAGGCGAAUUUAGUCGAGCAUGCUUGGGCGAUUCGCCGCAUUAGACACGAUGACAAUGACCAAGAGGACUUCAAAGAAGAAGAAGAAGAAGAAGAAGAAGAAGAAGAAGAUUUCAAAGAUGGAGCCUUUGAAAACAAAUGUUUAGAUGAAGGAGACAACGAAGAAGAAUAA